UAAGAGGAAUUGUGAAAAGAAGCCGCGAACGGGAUUAAAAUAGCAAAAAAAGGUAAGAAGGAACAAACAGGAAACUGUCAUUACCAUUAACUUAAAGUGAAAUAUGAGAUAGGAUAUUUAGUUUAAUUACGAAGACGAGCACGGACGAUUGAUUGAAGAACGAAGAUUUGUUUUCUAUAUCAAUAUGGAUAACUUUAGCUUUUCAAGCGAAGUGGACAUUUACGUUGACACCCGUAAUGGAUCCACUGGGAAUUCUACAAGUCGCUACUCUGUGACCACCAUAAUAGGGCUUGCGGGGCUAGUAAGCUUCCUCAUCUUGUUUACUAUAGUGGGAAAUGUGCUGGUUGUUAUCGCCGUUUUAACGAGCAGAGCGCUCAAGCCACCACAGAAUCUUUUUCUUGUGUCCCUGGCCAGUGCGGACAUUCUGGUGGCCACAUUAAUAAUCCCCUUCUCUCUGGCCAAUGAAUUAAUGGGCUACUGGUUUUUUGGGAAAGUUUGGUGUAAUAUCUACUUAGCACUAGACGUUCUUUUCUGCACAUCAUCUAUUGUCCACCUGUGUGCCAUAAGUCUGGACAGGUACUGGUCUGUAACACAGGCAGUUGAGUAUAACCUCAAGCGAACACCUCACAGAGUGAAGGGAAUGAUUGUGGUGGUCUGGCUGAUCGCAGCUGUGAUCUCCUUCCCACCGCUCAUCUCCAUGGACCGUAAUAAUGAGGGUGAUGAGAGAGAACCACAAUGCCAGCUGAAUGACCACACGUGGUACAUCCUCUACUCCAGCAUUGGGUCAUUCUUCGCCCCAUGUGUCAUCAUGAUCCUUGUUUACAUCCGAAUAUACCAGGUGGCUAAGACAAGAACCCGAAAUAUGUCUGAAAAGCACCGUGAUCCAGAUGGCAGCUCAGGAACGCCACGGCUGGAGAAUGGGUUGAGCCGCGAGGAUUCUAGGCGGGAAAAUGGACACUGUGCCUCACCGGCGCCUGGGGAACGCAGAACAGGCGAGGACGACCCAGAUGCUGAGCUAGAGGACAGCAGCUCAUCCGACGAGAAGGGCAAGCGGAUGCAAAAUGAGACGGCGCCAGCACGAAAAUCCAGCCGCAAGAACAGCUCCAGCUCCAAGCAUUCUAGCCGGAAGUCACGUGCCAGUAACAAGUCCCUGGACCUGUUUUCGUCUCGCAGAAAGAGGAGGAACACCAUCUCCAGAAAGAAAAUCUCACAGGCACGAGAGAAACGGUUCACCUUUGUACUGGCUGUGGUCAUGGGUGUGUUUGUAGUCUGCUGGUUUCCGUUCUUCUUCAGCUAUUGUCUGCAUGGGAUCUGCCGGAAGCCCUGUGCCAUCAAUGAGACCCUUUUCAAGUUUUUCUUCUGGAUCGGAUACUGCAACAGCUCCCUCAACCCUGUAAUCUACACCAUCUUCAACCAGGAUUUCCGGCGAGCUUUUCAGAAGAUCCUGUGCAGGUCCUGGAAAAGGUCUUUUUAGAGGAUAAUUGCAGCCAGUUGCCAAUCGCAGCAUCCAGUUCCAUUAACAUAUGGUUGGCAUGACAGAAAAGCCCUUGGACGUUCACAAGGAAGAGAGAUUUUUUCCAAAAAAUACCACUGCCUGAAUAUCUUUGCAUUGACAAUCUGUACACAACAAUGACAUUGAUAUUUUUUCCUACUUUAUUGUGUAAUGCUUUUGAUUCUGUGAGGACAACAUAUCCUGGUCACAUAGGUGGUACUUUAAUCUAAAGAUGCUUCGAAAACACCCACCUGAACUGGGUAGCACUGCACUGCAUUAUACGACUUAUCUUUAUUAUGGCUGCAGGCACUCCUAAGUUAUCAAGAGACAUACUGUAUUUAUGAUGAGUUUGCACAUAUGGCUUCUCUCA
Molecule: messenger RNA, 1862 nt
Organism: Myxocyprinus asiaticus (Chinese sucker)
Lineage: Eukaryota; Metazoa; Chordata; Actinopteri; Cypriniformes; Catostomidae
Product: alpha-2C adrenergic receptor-like
Exons: 1
Coding region: 185-1474 (429 amino acids)
Biological process (GO): adenylate cyclase-activating adrenergic receptor signaling pathway; regulation of vasoconstriction; platelet activation
Cellular component (GO): membrane
Molecular function (GO): alpha2-adrenergic receptor activity
Source: RefSeq, a predicted model, not a curated record